AAACAUCCCUUCCUUUCAGCUCUUCCAAACCAGUUCGUAUGAUUACACUUCGUUAGUGAACUAGAAUCAUAUCUUUGUUGGAGAUAGAUGUUGUAGAUCAAGAUGUCGAAGAAAGGAGCUAAAACAUGUUCAGCAGUAGUACGGCCACUCAUGCUAAUUUUCUUCAUGAGUUUUGGCUUGUGUUUUGGCAGUGAACUUGAGCUUCUCUUGUCCUUCACGGCUAAAAUCAAUGAUCCUUCUAGCUUCCUUUCAGACUGGAAUAAUUCCUCUGCCACCUUUUGUCUUUGGCAUGGUAUCACUUGUGAUAAUUCCUCCCAUGUUACCUCUGUUGAUCUUUCCGGACAAAAUUUUUCCGGUGAAGUUUCCUCCUCCAUUUUUCAGUUACCCUAUGUCGAAGCUAUAAACCUCUCCAACAACCAGCUUUCCGGGGAGAUUCCUCAUGAUGCACUUUCUUCGUCUCCACCUUCACUUAGGUUCCUCAAUCUUAGUGACAAUAAUUUCACCGGUUCAAUUCCAAAUGGUUCAAUUUCCCAACUUGAGACGUUGGAUCUCUCAAACAACAUACUCUCCGGGGAAAUUCCACCAGAAAUUAGAUUCUUCUCGAGUCUGAAAUAUCUUGAUCUUGGUGGGAAUGUUUUGGUGGGUGAAAUACCAAUUUCCAUAUCAAAUAUCAGCACCCUGCAGUUCUUGACCCUGGCUUCAAACCAAUUAGUAGGCAGAAUUCCUAGUGAAUUGGGCCGAAUGAAGAACUUGAAGUGGAUUUACUUGGGUUACAACAAUCUUUCCGGUGAAAUUCCAAAGGAAAUUGGAGAGUUGAAUUUCUUGAAUCAUCUUGAUCUUGUCUACAACAAUCUCACUGGAGAAAUCCCAUCCUCUCUGGGAAACCUUGUUGACCUUCAGUAUCUCUUCCUUUACCAAAACAAGCUUACCGGUUCAAUUCCGACCUCCAUUUUUGGCCUUAAAAAGUUGGUUUCUCUUGAUCUCAGUGAUAAUUCUUUGUCCGGAGAGAUUCCCGACUUCUUGAUUCAGUUACAGAAUUUGGAGAUUCUUCAUCUUUUCUCCAACAACUUUUCAGGGGAAAUUCCGAGAGCUUUAACUUUUUUGCCUCGUCUUCAAGUCCUACAACUUUGGUCCAACAGAUUCUCCGGCGUGAUUCCGGAAGGUCUUGGAAUUCACAAUAAUCUCACAAUCCUCGACCUUUCCACCAAUAAUCUGACCGGAAAGAUUCCAGAGGGACUAUGCAAUUCAGGGCGCCUUUUCAAGCUGAUUCUCUUCGCGAAUUCUCUCGAAGGCAAUAUACCGAGCAGUUUGAGUGCAUGCAAAAGUUUGCAGCGUGUCAGGCUACAGAACAACCGUCUCACCGGCGAUUUGCCAUCGGGAUUCAUGAAGCUGCCACUUGUAUACUUUUUGGACGUCUCAAACAACAGUCUCACCGGAAAAGUUGGAGAGCAAGAAUGGGUCAUGCCGGCCCUUGAAAUGCUGAAUUUGGGCAAAAAUGGCUUCUUUGGGAAUUUACCGGAAUCAUUUGGCAGUGAUAAGCUCGAGAACUUGGAUUUCUCGGGAAAUAGUUUCUCAGGUACAAUCCCAAGUAGCUUUGGGGGGUUAUCCGAGCUAGUGCAACUAAACCUACGAGAAAACAAGCUCACUGGAGAAAUUCCAGGGGAAUUAUCUUCAUGCACGAAGCUUGUGAGUCUAGACCUUAGUCAUAACCAGCUCAGCGGUCCAAUUCCGUCGAGUUUCUCCAACAUGCCCGUUCUUGGCCAGCUUGAUCUGUCAGAAAAUCAAUUGUCCGGCCAAAUACCGGCAGAUUUAGGCAACUUGGCAUCACUUGUUCAGGUGAAUGUUUCUCACAAUCAUCUAUACGGUAGAUUACCGCACACCGGUACCUUUCUCGCUAUAAACGCAAGCGCAGUCUCAGGUAAUAAUCUCUGUGGUGGCGAUGAUACCAGCGGUUUGCCACCAUGCAAACACUCCGUUAAGAAUCCGGUAUGGUUGUUUCCCGUUGUUUGUUCAGCUGCUGCUGUGCUUGUGCUUGCUCUUGCUGCUGCUUUCAUUGCUUUUAUUAGAAGAAGGAAGAAUUUGGAGCUUAAAAGAGUGGAGAAUGAAGAUGGAAUAUGGGAAUUGCAAUUUUUUGAUUCCAAGUUUUCGAAAUCAGUAACAAUUGAUGAUAUUUUGCGCUCAACCAAAGAAGAUAACGUGAUUUCUAGAGGAAAGAAAGGGGCUUUAUAUAAGGGGAAGUCAAUUCAAAAUGAUAUGCAAUUUGUGGUUAAGGAAGUCAGUGAUGUGAGCUCAAUCCCAAAGAGCUUUUGGCCGGAUACUGCAGAUAUUGGCAAGCUAGUUCAGCAUCCUAACAUUGUUAAAUUACUCGGAACGUGUCGGUCCGAAAAGAGUGCAUACUUGGUUUCUGAGUACAUAGAAGGGGAAAGUUUAGGCCAAAUCCUUGGCAAUUUGAACUGGGAAAGGCGGCGGAAAGUUGCAGUUGGGAUAACAAAAGCUCUGAGAUUUUUGCACUAUUAUUGUUCCCCAAGUGUCCUCGUCGGCAACAUGUGCUCGGAGAAAGUUAUUAUUGACGGACAAGGCGUCCCCCAUCUGAGAUUGAGCCUUCCCGGUCUUCUUCCCGAACAUACCAAGUUUCUUAUUUCUUCUUCCUGCGUUGCUCCAGAAAUUAGAGAAAGCAAAGAGAUUACAGAAAAGAGUGAUAUCUAUGGAUUCGGUCUCGUCCUCAUCGAAUUAUUGACCGGAAAAGGCCCCACUGACGCUGAGUUUGUGCACCAGAGCCUGGUGGAGUGGGCCCGUUACUGCUACUCCGACUGCCAUCUCGACACCUGGGUGGACCCCACGAUCCGAGGCCAUGCAUCCAACAAUCAGAACGAGAUCGUAGAAACGAUGAACUUGGCCCUCCACUGCACUGCUGGCGACCCCACCGCUCGACCCUGUGCCGGCGAUGUUCUAAAAACCCUAGAAUCCUCCUUCAGAAUACGUUCUUGGGUUUCAUCAAGCCUGAAAUUUUCUUCUCUUUUUUAGUAUUUUCAUGAUUUUGUCCCUGGAUUUUCCAUUUUCAUUUUCUUAAUUUUGGUUUUUAACUCCUCUAAACGUUUUGUUUGAUGGUAUGUUGUUGAAUACAUACUAAUUAAUGAGUGUAAAAAUG
Messenger RNA from Rubroshorea leprosula, 3148 nucleotides. Lineage: Eukaryota; Viridiplantae; Streptophyta; Magnoliopsida; Malvales; Dipterocarpaceae. The record is from the annotation of a GenBank genome assembly.